AUGGAUACUAGAAGGAAGCCCUCAACCAUGGCAAUCGAAUGUUUGGAAAUGUUCCAUGGAAUCGAUCGAACUGCAUUCAGGAUGCUGACGCAAGUCCUUCACCGUGAAGUUAAACAGUCCCUCAUGGUCAUGGCAUUUCUACUGUCAAUGGAGACCAUGGGACUGAAAGGUAUUGUGCAAACAGCCAUAAAAAAUGAAGGCUGGUUCAUGAACAGUCUUGCCGAGGAAUGUGUCAUCUGUUUGCAAUGCCUACUAUCUCAGGAGUUCUCUGGGGUUGUGGAGAAAUCCAGCAAACUCGAAACCCUCGGACACGUGCUGAAAACUGAGCUCACCUUAUACCAGGUUCAUAGGAUGAGAUCCGUCCUCCUAACGCUAAUUCCCGAUACCCUAUCAAACAUUUGCUCUAGAAUUAUAGGCGACAUAACAAUGGAUGCCGUGUGGUUGAAGUAUCAGAGGAAUCCUAAAGAACUAUUGGGUUUCAACACACAGGACCAGUGCAUAUCGGUUGCACCAGAGGCAUUGAGUAGACAUAACAAUGGCCGAGGAUUGCAUAUGCAAUAA
Arachis stenosperma is the source of this 561-nucleotide messenger RNA. RefSeq lists its product as uncharacterized. The transcript has a single exon. The coding region runs from base 1 to 561 and encodes 186 amino acids. Lineage: Eukaryota; Viridiplantae; Streptophyta; Magnoliopsida; Fabales; Fabaceae. The record is from RefSeq and is a predicted model, not a curated record.